AUGGCGACCAAGCGUAAGGGAGGAGUGGGUGGCAACAAGUUCCGCCUCACCCUGGGUCUCCCCGUGGCUGCGACCAUGAACUGCGCGGACAACAGCGGAGGCAAGAACCUGUACGUCAUUUCCGUGCACGGCUGGGGAGCACGCCUGAACAGGCUGCCCGCUGCGGCGCCCGGCGACAUGAUCAUGGCCACCUGCAAGAAGGGAAAGCCCGACCUCCGCAAGAAGGUGAUGCCCGCCAUCGUCAUCCGGCAACGCAAGGCCUGGAGGCGCAAGGACGGCACGUUCAUCUACUUUGAGGAUAAUGCGGGCGUGAUCGUGAACACCAAGGGCGAGAUGAAGGGCUCCGCCAUCACCGGCCCCGUGGCCAAGGAGUGCGCCGACCUCUGGCCCCGCGUGGCCGCCGCCGCCAACACCAUCGUCUGA
Auxenochlorella protothecoides is the source of this 423-nucleotide messenger RNA. RefSeq names its product 60S ribosomal protein L23. Gene Ontology annotation, biological process: translation. The coding region runs from base 1 to 423 and encodes 140 amino acids. The record is from RefSeq and is a predicted model, not a curated record. Gene Ontology annotation, molecular function: structural constituent of ribosome; large ribosomal subunit rRNA binding. The transcript has 2 exons. NCBI's taxonomy places the organism in Eukaryota, Viridiplantae, Chlorophyta, Trebouxiophyceae, Chlorellales, Chlorellaceae. Gene Ontology annotation, cellular component: ribosome; cytosolic large ribosomal subunit.